This is a messenger RNA of Odontomachus brunneus, 1576 nucleotides long. RefSeq names its product mitochondrial 2-oxodicarboxylate carrier. The transcript has 7 exons. Lineage: Eukaryota; Metazoa; Arthropoda; Insecta; Hymenoptera; Formicidae. The coding region runs from base 335 to 1276 and encodes 313 amino acids. Gene Ontology annotation, biological process: transmembrane transport. The record is from RefSeq and is a predicted model, not a curated record.
AAAGAGAGAACUACUUCUUUUUCCGUUAUCUCUCUGAGAUUACUGUUAUAUAUAAAAAUUAUGUGAAGAUAAAGAGUACGAUUCAAUACUAAGAACACUGUGAAGUUGAGCCACUUUAAUUCAGGAGUUUAUCAGUCAGCAACUUUGGUCUUGAUUCUCCAGACUUCUACGCAGUGUGAAAUAUGCUAACACCAACUUCCACAUUGAUAAGUUUUAACAAAGCAGAUUUUAUCUAAACGGAGGAAUUUAUAUGCAAAUAUUUAAGAAUUUUUGAUACCUCAUUGGAGAAGAUAAACUAUUGUACUUAGUUUAACAAACUAUAUUGACCACAAAAAUGGUUCAUCGCACCACAGAUAAUCUUCUAAAAGAAGCUGUCAUCCAAAUUGGAGCUGGAGGAUCAGCAGGUUUCAUUGAGGUUUGCAUAAUGCAUCCAAUGGAUCUUGUCAAGACACGUUUUCAACUUCAAGUAAAAACAGCAAAGUCAGACCCAUUGUAUUAUACAGGAAUUCGUGAUUGUAUGACCAAAAUGUAUAAGACUGAAGGACUACCAGCAUUUUGGAAAGGAAUACUACCUCCAAUAAUUGUAGAAACUCCUAAACGUGCUGUCAAAUUUUUUACAUUCGAGCAAUAUAAACAGUUCUUCUUAUUUGGCGCUAGUGCACCCACUCCAUUGACCUUUUCGUGCGCCGGUUUUUUCGCCGGGUUUACAGAGGCUAUAUUGGUCAAUCCUUUUGAGGUCGUUAAAGUGAAACUACAAUCUAAUCGAAAGCAUGUCAAAGAGAGCCCGUCAACGUUCGCGAUAACGAGAGAAAUUAUAUCAAAGCAUGGUUUUGGUACAAAUGGCUUAAACAAAGGCCUGACAGCCACUAUAAUGAGAAACGCUGUGUUCAAUUCGUUCUAUUUUGGUUUUUAUCACUCUGUCAAAGGAUAUAUACCAGUCAAAGAAGAACCUUGGUUGGAAUUUCUAACUAAAGUUGCUGUAGGAUUUGUGUCAGGUACUGUUGCUUCAUGUUUGAACAUACCAUUUGAUGUUGCCAAAAGUCGCAUUCAAGGUUCACAGGAUAAUACACAAUACAGAGGAACACUGAACACUAUGUAUAUUGUUUACAAGAGAGAAGGGUAUUUAUAUAUAAUUCAUUUACAUAGAAUUAUGCAUGGUUUUGCUCACUCAUAUGUUACUUUUACAUUAUCUCAGAUUCAGAGCUUUGUACAAAGGCUUAGUGCCAAAGGUGUUGAGAUUAGGCCCAGGUGGUGCCAUCAUGCUUGUUGUAUAUGACUAUACGCAUGCGUAUCUUACAAGGAAAUUCAAAGAAUAAUUUUUAUGCUGCAUUUAAAGGAAUUAUAAGAUAACUAUAAGGACAAGUUAUUCUCCAAGAAGAUGCAUUUCUUACACAUACAUACAUACAUAUAUAUAUAUAUUAUAUAUAUAUAUAUAUAUAUAUAUAUAUAUAUAUAUAUAUAUAUAUAUAUAUAUAUAUACAUGUGUGUACGUUAAGAGCAGAAUGAAAAUUUAUGAUUUUGUUUUCAUCUAUUAACUGUAUAAAAAUAUGACUUUAUAUGUUAUAUAUGAUAACUA